AUGACAAUGGUGAUGAAGUCAACAAUCUAUUCAGCAUUGGAGCAAGCACCUUCAGCCAAAGUAGAAAAUGAGGAUGCCAUCUGCCAAUACCUUGGGAAUUUCGAUAAGAAGUUCUUCCGUAUUUGUGAAAAGGAGUUGCUAAAAAUCAAUACCUUCUUUUUGGAAAAACUUGCUGAAGCAACAAGGACAUAUUCUUCUUUGAAGAGUGAACUUGCUGCAGCUGCUCAAGCGCAGCAGGAGGAGAGGAAGAGUUCAACCAAGUUGUCCAUGCUUCUCUCUUCUUGCUCCAAGACGACAAUGAAGCCCGCUGACCUAAAACGUGCCUUCAGUGAAUUCUAUUUGAGUCUUGUUCGUUUGAAAAAUUAUCAGACUCUGAACUCUGCUGGUUUUUGGAGAAUCCUCAUUAAGCAUGACAAGACGGAUGCUGGUGCCUGUUGGUACAUGGGGCACGUGGAGCCAUCGCACUUCCACACCAAUCGAGACAUCAACAGGAUUAUUUCAGAGACUGAGAUUGUAGUGAUCCAGGAACUGGAAGGGGGAAAUCGAGAUAGUGCCUUGAAGUGGCUGAGAGUUCCCUCCUUGGGUGAACAUCGAAGUCCUUGGAUCACGUUUAAAGUUGAAAAAGGCAGUGCAAAAAUGCUACCAAGUAAUGCUUUUGUGAAGUAUAAGGAUGAUGGAGAGCAGGAUAUUGCUCCAAUUGGAGAUAAAAAUAAAUAUUAUUUAGAGAAUUAUCAAGAAGUAUUAAGAAGAAACAAAUGUGUGUUCUGGCCACCCAAUGAUUGGGAACAAGCAGAAGAACCUUCUCAGGUGCUGGUGGUCCAAAUCCUUCUACUCAAGCUGUAUUUCAUGAUUGGGAGCGUGACAAUUGGCGGAUUGCUGUACGUCUCUAUAGGGGACCUCUUCUCAUCAUCCUUUUCAUUUUCCUUCUGGGCAUUAAUGUCUAUGGAUGGAGAUUAUCUGGUGAGUCCUCAUUGCAAGUUGGACUUCUUUCUCUUGAUAGGGGUGAAUCACGUGCUGAUAUUUGAGUUGAAUCCUCGUAGUCACAUAUCAGAGCAACAUUUGAUUGGAAUUGCUGGGAUGCUUGGAGUCUUUUGGGCUCUGUCUGGAUUGGGGUACUUGUUCAGUGAAAAACUUCUGAUCCCAAGAUAUGUUUAUCCCUCCAUGCUGAUUGGGAUCAUGUUCCUGUUCCUUGUUAAUCCCACUCACACUUUCAUGCCUGAUGCUCGCUUCUGGCUUCUUCACAGCUUGUGUCGUGUGAUCUGUGCACCUCUCUUCCAUGUCACCUUUGUGGACUUUUGGCUCGCAGAUCAGCUGAACAGCCUUGUUCCUGCUCUUCUUGACCUGGAGUAUUUCAUUUGCUUCCAUGCCAAUGGGUAUAUGGAUGCAGCUGAUCAAAGUGUAUGCAUAAGCAAGACUUGGGGAAUGAGACCAAUUGUGGCUUGCCUCCCUGCUUGGUUUCGGUUUGCUCAGUGCCUCAGGCGGUAUCGAGAUACCAAAGAAGCCUUCCCACACCUCAUCAAUGCUGGGAAAUACUCAACAACCUUCCUCGUGGUGCUUUUUUCUACUCUGAACCAACUGGACCCAAACUCAAAUCAGGUGCAACACAAUUCGUUUUUCUCCCUGUGGAUCCUUGCUUCCAUCCUGAGUUCUCUUUAUACAUUCGCUUGGGAUAUCAAAAUGGAUUGGGGAUUGCUUGACAGCAAUGCUGGAGACAAUAAGUUCCUUCGUGAAGAAAUUGUAUACACCUCGCCUAACUUCUAUUACUUUGCCAUGGGUGAGAACUUCAUCUUGAGGAUGGGAUGGGUCAUAUCUGUCUCUUUGACUGAAAUGGGACAUGUCCAUGGUGAUCUCAUGGUCACAGUUCUUGCUCCUUUGGAAGUCUUCAGACGCUUCAUUUGGAAUUUCUUUCGGCUGGAGAAUGAAUUUGUUAGUAACUGUGGAGACUUCAGAUCCAAGCGAGACGUCAAGUUCUACGAAUCCAUCGAGAGUUCCUCAUCCCACGAGUGCGAGUGUGAUGACUACAUGUCCAACUUGGAGACCGAGGAUGAGCUCUCCGAUUGAGUGCACUUGGAGGUUGACAUAGAGCUCAUGCCGCCUGUGUUGUCUUGCUUAGUCGUUUGUUCUUCCGAGAGUCUUUCAGUGCUUUAUUUGAUUGCUUUAUUACCGAUUUAUCGAGUUCUUCAAAUUCUUCCUUCAGCCAUUUUCAGCCUAUAUUCAUUGUUUCUUUGUUGCAUUCUGUUGUAUUUGUUCGCAUUAUGCUGCUUGGGGACUGAGCCACUGCCUUUCAUGAAUAUGUCUGUGAUUCACCCUGUGAUUCACUCAGCAUGAUCCAUAGAUAGCUAUGGUCACCCAACCCAACCCAAGCCCUAUGACAGCCUGGAGUUGAAGCCAAAUCUCGCCAGGAGAUGGUGCAUUGAUACUUAGCAGGCCCAUGACUUCAUCUCCAUUGUGUGAAAGCAAAAUUUCCUUUCUAUCUCAGAUUAUGCACUAUAGCACACUAAUUGGAAGGUAUGUAAAUUUUGCUCAACAUCGUGAACAACUCCGUAACCUGAAACUUCACACUCAGACCAUCACUAACUAACAACUUGUAACAGUGUGCCUGUCGUUGGAGCUUAUUUAACCACCAUGCCAUGGCAUACUCUUUAGUUUAUUGCCCAAUGUUGAAUCUCAAUCUUGUCCAGGCCCUAUAGACCUAGGACCUAUCGGAGUUGAAUGGAUUCAGUCAACAUUUCAGAAGAACAUUAUGCUAUGAUAUCAUGUAACUAGACCUAACUUCGCCCCAGAAUUCAGCAAGAGAGGCUUGACUUCAAGUUGGUUUUUUCAUGCAUUCCCUGGGCUGCCAUCUCAUUUAAUGGCUCAAAAUGGUAGAAAUUUGCUCUUUAUUAGAUGGCAAAGUCAAAGUUAUGAAAUCCUUUUUCCUGAGGAACAGUAGAUAUUUAAACAAAUAUUCAGCACAUGAAAAGAACCAAGAGGGACCAACUAGGAAAACCAAGUGCCUGGGUUAUACAAUGGGCGUAUUGACUAAAGCAUGGAUUGUGCUAAAUACCAUCUACAGUGUUUUCGCCUUACUAACACAUUUUUUCACUUGACUCGGGACUCUCAUACAUGAGUUUCCAAGUCAAGCAAAAAAAACUCCAGAAGCCCGGCCAUUCGCUUAGGAAAACCAGCAUAAUCCAGAAAGAACCCCAGAUGCAGGAAAGCCUGUUGCUUUUAUGACGGCAAUAUCCAAGCCCACUGCUGCUGUCACUGCCAUCUGGCAGGAGUUCGGGUCCCCAAUCGACCGCACGGCCCCCUGUGACCACAUGCGUCUAUGAAUCAUGCUGACAUAAUGCUUUUUUUGUAGUUUAUGAUCCAAUCCUCUCAUGUCCCCAUGCCCCUCUCAAGCUUUGCAAAGCC
This is a messenger RNA of Darwinula stevensoni, 3396 nucleotides long. Lineage: Eukaryota; Metazoa; Arthropoda; Ostracoda; Podocopida; Darwinulidae. The record is from the annotation of a GenBank genome assembly.